Molecule: messenger RNA, 951 nt
Organism: Pseudovirgaria hyperparasitica
Lineage: Eukaryota; Fungi; Ascomycota; Dothideomycetes; Acrospermales; Acrospermaceae
Exons: 5
Coding region: 1-951 (316 amino acids)
Biological process (GO): positive regulation of ubiquitin-protein transferase activity; protein neddylation
Cellular component (GO): ubiquitin ligase complex
Molecular function (GO): ubiquitin conjugating enzyme binding; ubiquitin-like protein binding; cullin family protein binding
Source: RefSeq, a predicted model, not a curated record
AUGUUACCAACGAGCCCCACAUCACUCGACUUCCUCGAGCUCAAUCAUCAGCCUAACAGAAAGACUGACAAGAUGCCGGCAGCAUACAAAGCCGCUGAGAAAGCGGUGAUUUAUAAAUUUGUCGAAAUCACACAGGCCGACCAGAAAACUGCAGCAAAAAUACUAAAAUCUCAUGGCUGGAAUGUUGAUAGUGCUCUGAACGCGUACGAUCUUUCUUCCCUCAUUAAUACAUUGAGAUUUGCCUAUCUUUCAAGCUCGACAGCUCCCCAAAAUAGCGUGUUGAGGUCAAACUUAAACACACAGUUUGAUGCGCUACGAGAUGAGCCGAGAGAAUACCCCGACACAAUCAAGAUUGAUGGCUCUAUGGCGUAUUUUCAACAACUAGCCGUCGACCUCGCCGGUAUAGAGAUGCUUGUUGUAUCAGAACUUCUGAACUGCCCCACCAUUGGAGAAAUUACUCGCGAGGGCUUCAUUGACGGAUGGAGCAAAGUAGGCGCGGACACCGUUUCUAAACAAAAGACUCGCAUCACGAAAAUCAUGAAGUCACUUCCAUCAGAUCAUACCACCUUUACUCUAGUUUAUAAGCACACAUUUCCGCUGGGCAGAGCUGACGGAAAGAAAGCUCUCCAGCUCGAAAACGCCACCGAGUUCUGGAGAAUACUCUUUUCAUCGCCAAGUUCCCCUGUACGAUGGUCAACCCCUACAACGCCAUGGCUUGACUGGUGGAUCGCAUAUUUGGAAGCCGAACAUAAAAAGGAUGUCAACAAAGAUCUAUGGGAUCAGACACUCAAGUUUGCAGAGGAGUGCCUCAAAGAUGAGAAGCUCGAUUGGUGGGAUAGUGAAAACUCGGCAUGGCCGGGGGUAAUUGAUGGCUUUGUGGAACGGGUUUACGAAAAGAGACCGAAAGACGCAACCGCAGAUCAAGAAGGAGAUGAGAUGGAUUAUGACUGA